AUGUACCAGAAUGCGCGCGAUCUCCUCAAAAAGAGAACCGCCGACUCGUCGAAAUCCACUGAAGCUGCGCAGAAAAAGACUCUUCGCCCGGUUGAAAAGCCCAAAGAUGAUCCACAUGAAUUCAAAAAGCCUGCACUAAAAAAAGUCGCAAAAAAAGAGCAAAGUGAAGGAGUUGAGGGAACAUUGGAAAGGACACAAUUGAAGAAAGUCGAGAGAAGAGCUGAUAGUGGAGUGUCGGAUCAUGAAGGAGGAUCGAGGAGGUCGUCGAUGGGAGAGGAUGUGUCUGAGGGAAAGAGUCGAGCCGGCACAUCCACCACAAGAGCCAAGACGCCGGCAAAGGACGGAAAUGAUCCGGAUAAUAAACCGAAAGAUGAUGAUAGUCCCGGACAAUCGAGGAGAGGAUCCAUGUGGGAGAGCGACUCGUCCCGUCGCGAUUCUGUCCGUCGUGGUUCUGUAGAUCUUCGUCGUGAAUCGAUCUCGGAACUCCUUGAGAAAGCUCAAACCCCGCUAAAAGCUGUUGGUGGAGCGGGAACUCCGGCGAAAAUUGUCGAUUUUGACGAAAGUGUCACUGUUCUUGAGAAUGAAACCGCAGCCCUGACCAUCAAAAUCGAAGGCGACCCGGUGCCAAAGAUUACAUGGAAAAAGGGAAUGAGAGAGGUGAUGAGCGGUGGCCGUUUCAAGCAGCAUACGAAUGGAGAGGAGAACAAAGCGCAUCUAGCGAUCAGCAAGUGUCGAAAUCAAGAUGAUGGAGUCUAUUCUGUGACUGUCUCGAAUUCACACGGUAGCGAUACCGCCGAGAUUAAACUCCUCGUCACCACCGACAACCAAGGAGGAGCAGAUUUUAGGGCAAUGCUCAAAAGAAGAGAUACCUCAAGUGGUCAACAAAAAGAGCCCAAAGAGAAAGAGUUGAGCGAGGCUGAGAGGAGACAGAGUUUGUUCCCGGGCAAAAAGGUUGAGCAAUGGGUGGAACCGUUGAAAGAUAAACGGGUUCAGCAAUUGACAGACAAAAUUGUCGAAUGGAAGUGCACGUACUCGCGGACGAACGCGAAAAUUCGCUGGUACAAAGAUAGGAAAGAAAUAUUCUCUGGUGGAUUGAAAUAUAAGAUUGUGAUCGAAAAAGCCACGUGCACACUCAUCAUCAAUAAUCCCGAAGUCGACGACUCGGGCAUGUACACUUGUGAGGCGAAUGGAGUAAAAACAAAUGCGAAUCUCGUUGUUGACGAGCCUCCAAUGAAGUACAGUUUCGUGAAUCCACUGCCAAACACACAAGAAGUUUAUCGCACAAAGAAUGGAGUCCUCACGUGUAAAGUCAACUCAGCAAGAGCACCGUUGAAAUGGUUGAGAAAUGGGAAACCGAUUGAUGAAAAUGAUAAGCGCUUUACGAUUGACAAGGAUCCUGUGGGUCGUUGCACGGUGACCAUUCACGAGAUUGUGCAAGAAGAUGAGGGAGAAUGGACAGCGUACAUCAGUGAGGAUGUACUAUCGAAAGUUCAAGUUUAUGUUGAAGAGCCACGAGACACUUUCGUGAUCCCAUUGAAAUCGCAAAGAGUUGACGAGAGAGGGACAACAUUUCUUGAAUGUGAUGUCAAUGAUAAAGAUGCUGAUGUACAGUGGUGGCACGAUGGAGUCAAGAUCGAACCUGAUGGUAAACAUUUCAAAGAAGAGCGUACGAUGAGAAAGCGUCGUUUGCAUGUGAUUGGAGCAAGGAUUGAGGAUCAUGGAGAGUAUAAAUGUAAAACAAAAGAUGACACGACGAUGGCUCAACUCAUUGUUGAACCCCUUAACAAGUUCAUCGUUCCUCUCAAAGACAUGGAUGUAAUCGAGAAAGAAACAGUUGAUCUCCGUUGUGAGACAAAGGACACAAAAACGCCUGGCACAUGGUUUGUUAAAGGAAAGCCAAUUUCAUCAAAACCUGGUGGGAAAUUCGAGUGUAGCUCGAGAAAUGGAGUGCACACAUUGAAGAUCUCGAAGAUCGAGAUGGGUGAAGGGGACACGUACGAGUUUGAUCAGGCUGGCCUUCGAGGCUCUUGCCUAGUCACAGUUGGUGAGGGUGAGAAGAAACCUGUCUUUAACUGGAAACCAAAAACAAUCGAGGCGAAAGCUGGAGAACCGUGUGAAGUGAGAAUCCCGUUCUCAAUCAAGGGACAGCGAAAUUUACCGAAAAUUCGCUUACUAAAGAAUGGACAACCCGUCGAUUUGGAUAAAAUGAGAGAUCUUGUUGAGGUGGUGAUUGAAGGCGACGAGGCAGUGAUCAAAUGGAAGAACCCAGCGCUCGCCGAUGCCGGGAAAUGGGCUCUCGAGUUGGGGAAUUCAGCUGGAACAGCCCUUGCACCAUUUGAGCUCUAUGUUAAGGAUAAACCAAAGCCACCGAAAGGCCCAUUGGAGACAACGAAUGUUACCGCUGAGGGCUGUGAUCUCAAAUGGGGAGAAGGAGAUAAAGGCGAGGAGAACCCGGCAAAAGCUUACAUUGUUGAGAUGCAAGAGGGACGAUCGGGUCAAUGGGCGAAAAUUGGAGAGACAAAGGGAGCUGGUUUCAAGGUGAAAGACCUCAAAGAACAUGGCGAGUACAAGUUCCGAGUGAAAGCACUGAACGAUGUCGGAUUGUCCGAUCCAUUGACUGGAGAGACGAUCCUCGCCAAGAAUCCUUACACUGUGCCCGGAAAACCGAGAAAUAUGGACUUUGUCGAUGUCGAUAAUGAUCACAUCACGAUUGCCUGGGAUCCACCAGAGGAUGACGGUGGAGCACCAUUAGAAGAGUAUAUCAUUGAGAGGAGAGAGAAGAGUGAAAAGGAUUGGAAUCGUGUUGGCUCGAUUGCGCAUGAUCCAAAAGAGGCUAAGCAGACGUUUACUGAUGAACGAGUGGUGGAGGGAAAAGAGUAUUAUUACCGGAUCAAAGCCGUCAACAAAGCCGGUCCCGGUGAUCCGAAUGAUCAUGGACGAUCGGUGAAAGCAAAAGCUAAGCCAAGUGAGCCUCGUUUCAUCAAAGGCGGCAUCAAAGAUCAACGCUUGAAAGUGGGUGAAACGAUCAAAUAUGACGUGCCGAUCUCUGGAGAACCGACGCCUGAAGUGAGCUGGUUGGUGAAUGGAAAACCACUGAAAUCGGGCGGUCGAGUGAAGAUGACAACAGAAAGGGGAAGACACGUGUUAAAGAUCGAGAACGCUGAGCGCGGUGAUUCGGGCAAGUUCACGAUUGUGCUCAAGAAUCCGUCGGGCACUUGCGAAGACUCGGCCGUGGUCACCGUUGUGGGUAGACCGGCGCCACCAGAGGGCCCACUUGACGUGAGUGAUGUGUGCGCUGACGGAGCGACAGUCGGCUGGAAUCCACCAAAAGAUGAUGGAGGAGAUCCGUUGACUGGAUACAUUGUUGAGGCACAAGAUUUGGAUCAAAAGGGCAAAUUUGUUGAGGUCGGCCGAGUCGACCCGGGCACCACGAAUCUCAAAGUGAAAGGCCUCAAGAACAAGGGAAACUACAAGUUUAGAGUCAAAGCCGUGAACAACGAGGGAGAAUCGGAGCCACUCACUGCUGAUGAUUACACGACGAUCAAGGAUCCGUGGGAUGAACCGGGAAAACCCGGGCGUCCGAUGGUCACCGACUAUGACGCCGAUCGGAUUGAUCUUGCCUGGGAUCCGCCAUUGAAAGACGGUGGAGCCCCAAUUGAGCAAUACAUUGUUGAAGUGAGAGAUCCGGUGACAAAAGAAUGGAAAGAGAUCAUGAGAUCACCAACGACGAAUGCUUCGGUGAAAGGACUCAAGGAGGGAUCUGAAUAUCAAUUCCGAGUGAGAGCUGUGAACAAGGGCGGCGCCGGUCAACCCUCGGAACCAUCUGAGAAACAAAUGGCUAAGCCGAAAUUCGUCCCUGCUUGGCUGAAACACGAAUGCCUUCGAUCGAUCACUGUGAAAGCCGGACAAUCUGUGAGAUGGGAUGUGAAGAUUGGAGGAGAACCACCACCGGAUGUAACCUGGACAAGAGACGGAAAAGCCGUUGAGAUGAACGCUCGGCUCUCGAUUGAGACAAAGAAAACCGAUCACACGAUUCUCUGCAUUUCAGCGGCAGCUCGAGGCGAUAUUGGAGAAUAUCGGUUGACAGUGAAAAACUCCUAUGGAGAGGAUACCGAGGCGGCAAAUCUUACGGUGCUCGAUCGCCCCGCGAAACCUGAGGGUCCACUUGAGGUCACCGACGUCUUCGAAGACAAUUGCAAUCUCGCCUGGAAACCACCAAAGGAUGAUGGCGGUGAGCCGAUCGAGUACUACGAGGUUGAGAAGCUCGACACAUCCACUGGCCGAUGGGUACCGUGUGCCAAAGUGAAAGACACAAAGGCACAUAUUGAUGGCUUGAAAAAGGGACAAACGUAUCAAUUCCGUGUGAAAGCCGUGAAUAAAGAGGGAGCAUCGGAUGCGUUGAAUGCUGAUAAAGAGACCAAAGCGAAGAAUCCGUACGAUGAACCCGGAAAACCCCCGCCACCCGAUAUUGUUGAUUGGGAUUCGAACAAGGUAUCCCUUGCCUGGGAACCUCCAAGCUCUGAUGGUGGUGCACCGAUCACUGGCUACAUCAUUGAAAAGAAAAGCAAACACGGAAAAGAGUGGCAAGAGUGCGCGAAAGUUGGUCCUCAAUGUGAAGCGGAUGUAUUGAAUCUGAAAGAAGGAGAAGAAUAUCAAUUCCGGAUCAAAGCUGUGAACAAAGCUGGCCCAGGAGAAGCCUCGGAUCCAUCACAACGUGUCACCGCUAAGCCGAGAAAUCUAAAGCCAUGGAUUGAUCGAGAGGCGAUGAAGACGAUCACCGUUAAAGUUGGACAAGAUGUAGAAUUUGAUGUGCCAGUGCGUGGUGAGCCACCACCGGACAAAGUGUGGACGUUCAAUGAGAAACCGAUCUCUGAUAAGAUUCGGGUGAACAAUGAGGACUAUCGAACUCAUUUUGUGCUGAAGGGUGCGCAAAGAGCCCAAGCUGGAAAAUAUACACUGACUGCAACGAACGCUAGUGGAAAAGACUCGCACACUGUCGAGGUGAUCGUGCUGGGGAAACCCGGAGCACCGAUGGGACCUUUGGAUGUGACGGAUGUGUUUGAGGAUCAUUGCACAUUGGAAUGGGCACCGCCUGAGGAUGAUGGUGGUUGCCCGAUUGAUCACUAUGAGAUAGAGAAAAUGGAUAUGGCCACGGGUAGAUGGGUUCCUUGUGGAAGAUCGGAUGGCACGACGACUCAAGUGGCGAACUUGCAACCCGGACACGAGUACAAGUUCAGAGUCAAAGCCGUUAAUAAGGAAGGAGAGUCAGAGCCGUUGACAGCAGACACGGCCAUCGUCGCCAAAAAUCCAUAUGAUUUACCUGGAAAGGUUGACAAACCAGAGCUUGUUGAUUGGGAUAAAGAUCAUGUGGAUCUUGCUUGGAAACCAGUGAAUGAUGAUGGAGGAGCACCCAUUGAAGCUUAUAUCAUUGAGAAGAAAGAUAAGAGAGGACGAUGGGAAGAGGCGCUUGUUGUGCCUGGUGAUGCGACAGCGGCUACGAUUGAUGGCUUGAAAGAAGGCGAAGAAUACCAAUUCCGCAUUAGAGCUAAAAACAAGGCUGGCAAAGGAGAAGCGUCUGAUCCAACGGACACCGUUGUGGCUAAAUGCAGAAAUUUGCCACCACACAUUCAUCGCGAAGACAUUGAGGAUCAUGUUUUACGAGUGGGCGGCGCUGUUGAUUUCAAGAUUCACAUCGAUGGAGAACCGGCACCGAAUGUCACCUGGACUUUCACUGGUGGAUCAGUGCAUGGUGCCGGCGUUCAAACAGACGAUCAAGAUUACCUCUCUCGUUUCUGUAUCCCGAAAGCCACGCGGAAACAAAGUGGCAAGUAUACAAUCACUGCCACAAACGAGAAUGGAACUGAUUCGGUGACAUUCGAAGUGAAAGUGAAAGGAAAACCCGGGAAACCGAAAGGACCGCUUGAUGUAACUGAUGUGUUUGAGGAUCGAUGCAAUUUAGACUGGAAACCACCAGAGGAUGACGGCGGAGAGCCGAUUCAAUUCUACGAAAUCGAGAAGAUGAACACAAAAGACGGAUUGUGGGUCCCAUGUGGUCGCACAGCUGACACAAAAUUCCAAGUGGACACCCUCAACAAAGGGGAUCACUACAAAUUCCGUGUCAAGGCAGUGAACGGCGAGGGAGCCUCAGAACCAUUGGAAAACGAGGCGGAGAUUCUUGCAAAAAAUCCCUACGAGAGACCGGAUAAACCCGGGAAACCUGAGCCAACCGAUUGGGACUUUGAUCAUGUUGAUUUGAAAUGGGAUCCACCAUUGAACGAUGGAGGCGCGCCUAUUGAAGAGUACCAAAUCGAGAAGAGAACAAAAUAUGGACGAUGGGAACCAGCAAUCAGUGUCCCUGGUGGUCAAACGACAGCCACUGUGCCUGAUUUGACACCAAACGAAGAAUACGAAUUCCGUAUUGUUGCUGUGAAUAAAGGAGGACCUUCUGAUCCAUCAGAUCCAUCAAAACCCGUUAUAGCGAAACCAAGAAAUCUGGCUCCCAAGAAUCGACCUUGGCGCUCCGAAGACAUCACCAUUCGUGCUGGCCAAAUUUUGGCUUUCGAUGUACCCGUUGACGGAGAACCAACUUCAACACUCCCCUGGUCUGGCCCUGGAGGAAAAAAAUUGAAAAAUGGAGGCGGGAUC
This is a messenger RNA of Mesorhabditis belari, 6645 nucleotides long. The record is from the annotation of a GenBank genome assembly. NCBI's taxonomy places the organism in Eukaryota, Metazoa, Nematoda, Chromadorea, Rhabditida, Rhabditidae.